This is a messenger RNA of Oncorhynchus masou masou (cherry salmon), 525 nucleotides long. RefSeq lists its product as uncharacterized. NCBI's taxonomy places the organism in Eukaryota, Metazoa, Chordata, Actinopteri, Salmoniformes, Salmonidae. The transcript is spliced from 5 exons. The record is from RefSeq and is a predicted model, not a curated record. Bases 22 to 525 code for a protein of 167 amino acids.
AAAAAUAUUACUUUUCACAAGAUGCAUUUGGCAGGGUGGAUCCUUGCGGUGGCACUAGUUUUUGGGACCUCAAAUCUCAAGAUCACAUCUGCGGGACCUCUCCAUGCACAAUGCAAAGUCGAAUGGUAUUUUGGGAUCCCCUGUAGACAGGUCUAUGAAGGUCUGGUCACUCAGAUCAAGCAGUGGAGGACCAUGUCCAGCUGUGUGAUGGGAGGACAGAGGUGCCUCUACAAGCUUCAGGCAGCCUCUAUCCACUUCAUAGCAGCCAAACACACCACACCAUUUAAGAAGACUGUCGAUGACCUGACGUUCCGUCUGGUCUCCUUUGAGUUCUUCACCCACUGUCACGUCUCGGCCAUGUCUGUCUCAGAGAGCUGGUAUGCCAUUAGAGAUCACGGCACAAACUACUGCAACCUCUAUAAUCUCAUGGAAGGAAGUGGCCUUACAGAUGCCCCUGGAUACAAAGAGAUAACGAGCGACUUCCUGUGUACCCAGCGGUCCUCUGCUGACUGCACUGUAUACUGA